Molecule: messenger RNA, 2674 nt
Organism: Chara braunii
Lineage: Eukaryota; Viridiplantae; Streptophyta; Charophyceae; Charales; Characeae
Source: the annotation of a GenBank genome assembly
UAAGAGAAACAAUCCCUCCGAACUGAAGGCGUUGCUUGCAAUGCUGUAGGUUCACCACCACCUCCGCAUUUUGGUGUGUGGUCUUCAUGUCCCCCUUAUCCACCGCUUUCUGAGUCUGGUGCUUCUCACCUUCUCCAUGCUGCAUGUUCUGCGCCGACUCCUCCGAUGCCUCCGCCUUCUUCAUACACAUCAUGUCCACCCGUGUACUCGAUGCCUGUCAUGGGUGCUGCGCCCGAUGUUGUAUCCUCCGCAUCCCUUCCAUGUCUACCUACGAGUGUUCAAUGUCCGCCGUAUAUAUGUGCACAAGGUCAGUCCUGCAGCUCCAGUCUGUCUGCUGGCAGAGCAUGUGUCCGCAGUUCGUCCGCUAUGCUAUGGUGCGGGUCUUGCGCCCAUGGCCUCUGCAGCUGCUUUCAGCAGUUCACCUCCACGAACAUCAUCAGGACGUUCUGACCGUGACAUGUGUGGUGCUGGCGAUUGUGCACCGGUGACAUCCUGUUCACUACCAAGCUCAUCGUGUGCAUGUCCUAUUACCGAGGUGGUUUUGCCUGUCAGCGGCUUAUGUGGUUCACUGCCUUCGUCUGGUCGGCCAAUGGUGGGGGGUGAUGCACGUACAAUGCGUCGUACAUCUCUGGAAGCGACGGCUCUUUUUACGAAUGCCGAAGGAGGAUGUGAAGGGGGUGUGCGAUCUGGUGGACUUGUCCCCCGAGUUGCAUUGCCCAGUAGCGAGGGUGUCUCCAGUCCUGGUCAUCGCAGUGGCCUGUCCGCUACCGCAAGUGCUGCAGAAGAUGAUGAUGAGACGCGGGUGGAGGGGAAUGGCCCGGAGUCCCCGGACGACAUCAACAUUCACGAGGAGAAUUUGGUGGAUGAGGAAGACAAUGGCACGAAUGGUCUUGGUGCAGGUCAUGGUAUGGGGACGAAUGUGCAUGACGUUGUUGUCGGCGCAGUGUUGGAUGUGCCUGCUGCAGGGGCGCAUGUGCGGGGAAAGGGAAAAGAGCAAGUUGUGGAUGGUGGGGAUGGACGUGCAGUGGGUAAGCAGACGAAGACCAGGAAAGAAAGGAGAGAGAAGAUCGAGGAAAGGCAGAAAUUGGAGGAGGAGAGGCAGAGAAGGGAGGAAGAGCUACACCGGCAACUCAAGAGUGAGUUAGAUAGGCAAGGGGAGAUACGAGAUGCUAGGCUCAUGACAGCGAUGACCACUCAACUAAAGACCCUGCACGAUAAACUGUUAGGCCAGAUGGGAGAGCUGCGAUCGAAGAUGCAGAUCAGAGACAAUCAAUGCGAAGAUAUAGGAAAACUGAGAAGUGAAGUAGUGGACUUAGAGAAGGAACUGGCGAAGGAGGAUAGCCCAGAAAAGGAGAAAGAAGAACUACGGUGGAGGCUGGCGCAACUAAGGAAACUGAAGGAGGAUAAAGAGCUAGCACGCACAAAGAAGAAGGUUAUGGAGCAAGAGAUAGAGUGGGAAAUGGAACAGACGCGCAUGGAAACGGAACAGACGCGCAUGGAAAUGGAACAGACGCGCGUGGAAAUGGACCACGAAGAGGAUCGAUUCGCCCCUUCCUCUUCGGCGCGACCACCACAACCUCAGAAGCGGGUUAGACAACCGAACCUGGGAAUCCGGAUCGAGGAACCUUCCACACCACGCACGCCAAGGACACGAUCGCAGGCAAAGAAGAACCCGGUGGUAGACUAUGAGACGCUGCUGGCAGGAUGGAAAGAAAUCACAACGGACGGAUCGAAGAUGAAUGUGGUUGACUACUGUAUGAGUAUGAAGAGCUUCCUCCGAACGAGGACAAUGGCGGAACUAAAGUGCCUAUGCGAUGAAGAGCAGAUCGACUACGAGACUAGAGAGAAGACAAUCAAGGGACUGAUCGCCAGUCGGAUGCAGCAGACCAUCCUACGCACAAGCAACUCACAUGACAACGAUGAAGAUGAAGUGACUCCGGAGAGAGAUCCGGACAUCAUGGACGCCUGGCAUGUGGGGAUCAAUCUUAGGAAGAAACAUACAGUGAAAGUUCCUUAUGACGAUCGAGUAGAAAGGAAGAAGAUAGGUGACGUGGCAAGGCUGAAGAUCGGAGACCUGGGCAUGAGCGAGACCAACACUGCUAUUGUACGAAGACACGUUCACGUCGUCUGGAUGAAGAAACAGACGAUCGGCGACCUGCUUCACAACCAGCGAGACUACGCGCGCUCGUAUGGUAGCACCUGCAAUUGUGUAGAGAGCCCCUUCCCCUGCGUGGAAGGACACGUGCAAUACAGCCUGUCGGAUCUUGAUGCCCCGGACUUCCUCUUGACCGCUAGGAAUAUCGCGGCGCAGAGGACGAAGCAGGUGAGGCGCGGCAUCAUCCCGGCUCUGCUGGAUGGUCUUGGAGAACUGUUUAGCUCUGCAGGAAAGAACCUCAAUGUGAGUAUCGACGACGUGAGACAAUGUGUCAGCAAGGAGGACACAUCGCAGGAGGACUGGAACCACGAGGCUCUAGUCUGGAGGAAGAAACUACGCGGGCUAGUGUGUAUGCCGAUGGACCGAAAUCCAGGAGCGACAUACAUUGUCUGCCCAAUGGUAUAUACGCGAGCCUGCGUGACACAUUCUGGCACGGGGAUAGCUUCAUGGCGUGUGACUUGAUAGUACAAUUAGGUAAUAUAAAAAUAUAUAUUUAAAAAACAAAAAAUUAAAAACAAU